AUAGUCAGAGGGAGUACUCAGCACUGGUGAGGCUGCACCUUGAGUACUGUGUUCAGUUUUUGGGUUGCUCACUACAAGAAAGACAUUCAGAGAAGGGCGAUGGUGCUAUGAAGGUUUUGGAGCACAAGUCUCAUGGGGAGCAGCUAAGGGAACUGGGAUUGUUCAGCCUGGAGGAGGCUCAGGGAAGACCUUAUUGCUCUGUGCAACUCCCUGAAAGGAGGUUAUGGUGAGGUAUGUUUCAGCUUCUUCACCCAGGUAACAGCAAUAGGAGAGCAGUAAUGGUCUCAAGGUGCACCAGGGGAAGUUCAGAUUGGGUAUUAGGAGAAAUUUCUCUGCAGAGUGGUGAGGCAGUGGCACAGGCUGCCCAGGGAGGUAGAGGAGUCACUGUCCCUGGAGGUGUUCAAGAACCGUGUGGAUGUGGCAAUGAGGGACGUGGUCAGUGGGCAUGGUGGUGAUGGGCUGAUGGUUGGACUGGGUGAUCUUAGUGGUCUUUUCCAAUCUUAAAGAUUCCAUGAUUCUGUUAAGGUCCAGUACCAUAGUCCUGACCCCUUGCUCUGAGUUUGAGUUACUAGCUGUGAAGCCCAUGCCCACCUCUUCAGUGUGAGCUCCUAUUUUACACUCACAAAACAAACUUGUGCAUUGUUCCUUUAGUCUUUGUCUUGGAUAUCACAGUAGAUAGCUAGGAAAUUAAUGCAGACCAUGUUUGCUGUGUUUGGGAGAUGAUACUUUCUCUAGGCUUUUAUCAAGUUGGUGUGGAAACGUGUUGCCUUUUUUCUGUAAUUGUAUCACCAGUUAAUGGAACUGUCCCUGCAUCCAGUCUGGACAUGGUUCACAUUUUACUCAACUGUUGGAAGUGCAUUUUAGUGGGAAGAAGUAAAGAGAUGCUGAAAGCAUGUGGGUUUUUGGGAAGUAAUUGCUUAGUAAAUAAGCCUGUUAGUAUCUGUAUACUUUCUGUUUCCUUUUAACUUCGCAAUGCUGAAGCAUACAUUUUGCUGACUAUAUCUCUGAAAAUGCAGCUUCUCAGAAGAAUUACCUUGUCUUUCUAAAAAUACAUAUAAAUGGGUGACACAAAAAAACACAGUAAUUGGCAAAUUCCAGGACUGUGAGGGCUGGAAAAGCACCUGUCCUUGCAGGCAGAGGGAAUGGUGCAAAGCUGUGUGGUCUCCGUAGAACAGACUGAUGGUGGUGGGAAUAAGAUUUGAAAAAUGUGAAGUCUUGGAACGUGUAUUCUUCAGCCAUGGUUUAGGUGUCUUAAAAAAAAAAAAAAAAAAAAAAAAAAAAACAAGUCUGGAAAAUUGGCUUGGGAACCUGUUCCCUCUCCAAACCCCUAUGUGAAGGUUUGACUUUUAUGACAGGGACACAAGUUUAACUCAAAGCAGGGUUCUGCCUGCCUUGUUUAGUGCAUUUGAUGCGCUUCCAAAAUGACCUGAUUUCUGUUUCUAUCUCUGGAAGUCCUUGCAGGUUACCAUUUAUUUAUUUAAAGCAUUGUUGAAAUGCACCUGCAUCUGUCAGCUGCUUUCAGAGAAAACAUUGCAGGUCUUCUUGCUGCUGCUUAAGCAGGACCUGGAUACCAGUGUUUCCUCUGAAAGGACUUCUGGACACAAGCUACUCCCUUCCUUUUAGGUUGUAGGGAAGUGCCAGAAGUGAGGCAUGCCCCAAAGCAUCAAGUAACAGCUAUGCUCAUUUUAACCAGUACGGAGUUGUUAAAAUAUGAAUCAAGCUUAAAUGUGGUGACUCAGAUAAUAUUAAAUGUAGUGUGAAUUGCAUUCUAAUGCACUGCAUUGGUAAACACAAGUAGCACUACACUGAGAUGUGAAUGGCCAAGAGUAUCUAUAUGGUAUAGUGGAAGAGAAAUGAAUGCUUUUUUUUGUUUGUUUUUUUGUUUGUUUGGUUGGUUGUUUUUUAAGUUUGCUGUGGUAUUUGAUAGAGAAGGAUUCCUCAGAAGGGGAGUUAUAACAAAUCAGUUUUCCUCAGUGUAGCAUAUUAACUUGCAGACUGCUGAUAGAUCUAUGCAGGAUGAUGAAUAAUAAUAGCAGGCUCAAUCAUGGUGUGGGGUAGUGAUACAGCAGUGACUGCUGCAGUCAUGUAGCGUGAAUGGAGGCUGCAUGUUAGUUGUGUUAUAGAGAGAUAGUAAGGCAUCAGAUCAAAUCCAUAAUUUGUCCAAGGUAGAAGUGGCUGAUGUAUAUUUCAUAUACGUAAAUUCGUAAAUAUUUAAUAUCAUAUACAAGAGCUUCUCCGGAAGUAAUGCCUCCUAUUCUUUGAUGCUGGACCACAAAGGCAGAGGUGAAUGUUGGUGUUGGCCCCUCCAGAGCCUCUAUGUCUUUUUGUAGUGAGAGACCCAAAAACUGAAUGCGGUACUUGACGUGCAGCCUCACCAGUGAUGAGUACAAGGGGAUGAUCACCUCCUGCUCCCAGUGACUAUUCCCUGCCACUUUUGAAGGAUACUAGAAACACAUAGAAAGAAAUCAACAGUUGGAGAUGUGACAGUUGAGGUUGAUUCUGUAUUCAGUUUCAUGUUGUUGCCAUGUGACAGAUGGCAGCAGAGGGGCAGUCUGACAGAAUGGCAUCUGAUGUGGAAGUUCAUAUGAAGCAAAGAUGUGCCAUUGAACUUCUUCAUAUGGAAGAAAUGGCACCUAUUUGUUGAUGCUUGUUGAGUGCUUAUGGAGACCAACCAGUGGCUGUGAGCACAGCAAGGUGGUGGGUGCUACAUUUCAGCUGUGGCAACAGUGACAGUGGGUCACCUCCACUGGAGCAAAUUUUUAUGAGCAUGGCAUGUAGACUCUUGUUCAUUGCUGGAGACAAAGCAUAACAAAUGGUCGUGACUGUGUUGAGAAAGAGCGUUUUGUAGCUGAGAGUUUUUUUCUAUCAAAUAGUGUUGUUGCAGUCUAUGUAUCUGUUGUAGUUUCUGUGGAAAUAAAUAGGAAGCAUUACUUUCAGAGUGACCUAUGUGUUCAUGAAAUAUACUUUUUAUUAUAUAAAUAUUUCUAUUUAUAUAUAAACGUAUGUAUUUACAUUCUUAUAUAUAUGAAACAUACUUAUACAUAGCAUAAAUAAUACAAAUAUAUUUAAAUUAUGUACUGUAAUACUAUAAAACAUGUGCUCUCUCUUUUUCUCUAUACAUGGAUAUAUAUAGUAGUAGAUUAGAUUUCACAGGGCCCAUGUCCACAUUCUUUCUAAAGGAGAAAGCAGAGCAAACAAAAAUUCCUUCCGUGCUGCUGUUUGAACAGUGACCGAGGAGCCCUGCCCUGGGGACAUGGGGCACCAGCAGCAGGCAGCCUGAGCCCCCUGAGGGUUUUCCUCCAGAAACGUAAACAAGUAUUGUAGAGAAACCCUAAAACAUUCUCAUUUUUUUCCCCUACUGUUUAUAGAAAACAAAAAGCUCCAAAUCAAACACAUGGUCUGAAAACUUUUUAUUCACUUUAAAGGCAAUGGUGUGAUGUAAUUGUUACCUAAGAGAGGGAGGAGAGCAGAGGUGAGUGCUCCAACCUACCCAGAAGUAAGCAAGUAGAGUUAAAUAAUGGGUCCAGCUGGGCUGUGGGGCAGAAUUUGGGGGCAAGGAAAAGAGAUGGAACUGAGGAAUAAGGAUGAGAAGGUGAGAAACCAUUACCACCUACCUUAUUGUAACCUGUCAGGUAUGGACUAGAUUUCAUUUCUGUAUGCCAGUGUACAUCCACUGAGUCCAUUGGAUGGGUUCAAAAGGUGGGAAAUAAUGUCUCCGAACUGGGGCUACAACUAGAGGAGGAAAUUUAGAUUAAAAAAUUUGUCCUUCCUAAUACUAAAUAACAUGUAUAGAGGGCAGUAAAGCAAGAUUUGAUCAAGGAAAAGAUAGAGCCAGGGAGUGGCAACGAAGAAUGGUUUGCUUUAUUUAAAGUAGAAAUGCUAGAGGAAAAUGUAGAAGUAGAGUAGAGGGGGAAAAAUCUUGGUGUUCUUCAAUUUCCAAGUUAGUUACAAGAAGCUGAGUGUGACUUAAAUUGAGUACGCUGUAUUACUGCCUCUUAUGGAAAUCAAAACCUGAAGAUUUUUUUUUCCUUAACCUUAAAAAAAGUUGUGUUUAAAGUAGUGGUUGCCUUUAGAGUUCUGUUUUACAGUAAGUGCUGGUUCUUGGGUAUGUAUCCCAAAAGGGAUCUGCUGUCAGCACUGUGGUAGCGCAACGUGGAAGCAUUGUGCUUGCUUUUAUUCCUAAUGGCCAAUAAACGAGUUUCGUCAAGCUCCUUGAAAUACUCCUUGUAAACUCAAGUGUCCAGAUCAAUCUCUCAUUCACAUCUUAUUAAAGUUCAGUGAGGAAGUCGGGCAAACAGGGUUUUGAUCAAAGCACUGUGUGCUGGUGACGUACCCCAUUAGUCUUUAAGCUUCUUCAUAUAAUUCCUCAAGAGAACUCCAGUGGAUUUUCUCCUCUAAAGAAAGCUUUCCCCCACCCAAACUGGUUCCAGCAAUGAGGUGGGAGCAUGUGGGUCCCCAGAGGGAUGCAAGAAUAGGAUGCAACGUAUGGGCUGUGGCCCUGCUUCUCUUGUGCCUAUCUGGCUUGUGGUUUUCUAGUGAAAUGCUAGCAUUGUUUAGUCCCUGUGAUAAAUGGCUAUGUGCAUCCAAAAUUACUUGUCUAUACUGUUCUGUUCUGUAUGUUAAUGCCUGCGUUCUCAUUGUGCAGUCAGUUCAUGUUACGUAUCACAGCUUUAAAUGCUUCAGUGAUGUGCUUAAUCAAAACAUGUUGGUUUUGCCCCUAAAGAAACAAUUGCAGGGUCCUAGCUCCAAGAAGGCAGGAAUUUCUUGUUGGUUCUGUUGGUGGAUGGCUGGAUGCUGGCUUUCAGCAAGUAAUUCUUUAGAAGUAGUUAAGCUGCUAUCAUACAGCAGUCCAUUUUUCUUAAACCUAUUUUAAACUUUUAUACAGUCUCUUUUCAGAUCUCUCCUCUAUCAAGUUUCUGCUUGUGCAUCUCGAUGAGUAGAAGACCUCAGAACAGUAUUUACAGCAUCUGCUUCUGUGCUUUAUACGUGUAACUGUAACAAGAUGCCCAACCAUGUGCUGCAUUAUAACUUUAUUCAAGGAGAGGAGUUUAUCUGCUCUGCUUACCCAUGGCAGGCAGAUGCCUUGAGCAUUGCUGCAAAUCAGCAGCUUUGUUUUGGAGGCACUGUUGAAUAUGUUGUUUUUGUUGUGCAAUUUGAAUAAAAGCUGUGUUUUGCUGUGGGGAAAAUGAAGCCCACAAGAAAUAGCCAUCACAACACAGAACCUCCCUGCAGCCAGUGUGACCAUCACCUAGGUGUAAGGUUGUGCUUCAGGAGCUAGGGAUAGAAGUGCUGGAGGUGACUGAGAAAGCUGAUAAGAGAUGUUAAUCAGUAUCAUCAGCAAUUUUAGCCCAAAGCAGGGUGGGGAAGGAAGUCCUCAGCAAUGAUAAUGGGAAAUUGUUAGCUGUUCUUUGCCCUCCUGAGGCCCCAGCUGGAGCAGUGCAUCCAGUCCUGGGGCCCCCAGCACAAGAAGGAUGUGGAGCUGUUGAAGCGUGUCCAAAAGAGCACCAGGGCCAUGAAGAUCAUCAAAGGGAUGGAGCACCUCUUCCAUGAAGAAAGGCUGAGGGAGCUGCAUUUGUUCAGCUUGCACAGGAGAAGGCUUCAAGGAGUCCUCAUUGCAGCUUUCCAUUACAUGAAGGGAACUUUUAAACAAGAGAGAGUCCAGCUUCUUAUAUGGUCUGAGAAUGAUAGGACAAGGGGAAUGGCUUUCAACUAGAAGAGGGGAGAUUUAGGUUAGAUAUUAGGUACAAAUUAUUUACUCAGAGGGUGGUAAGGUGUGAGCUGCUGGGUGGCAGCCCUGCCCAUGGAGGUGGGAGAGACUGGAUGGGUCCCUUCCAACCCAACCCAUUCUUUGACUCUUAAAGCAGUUUUCUUGUGAUUUACAUGAAAGGUAGCAGUGUCAGUUGGGAUCCUAGUAGAGUGUCCUCCCUCCUGGCAGAGGAGUCCAGCACGAAUGACACUAAUUGUCACCUUUGCUGGCAGCGAGGCUGAGAGGAGGAGCUGCCUCUGUCACCAGCAGUGAGCUCCCCUGUGAUGAGCUGGCUGUGACUCUGCCCCCACCACACUGCCAUCAGGGUGUCCUGCUGGGCUGGAAGCAGGAUGUAAGCUAAAAGCAGUGGGCUCCUGCACCAAUUUAAGUGGAAAAGCAAGACUAAUGACCAAAUUUGUUGUCUUCAUGGUUUUUACUUGCCCUGAAAAAUAGCGAUUUGCUUCUCUAUCCUCCUGGCUUUACCAUCUCCUCAAUAUAACUUAUCUGACUUUUACUGAUGGCUUCUUGUGCCUGAUCAUUUCUUAAUGAAGCAGGGGGGCUAUACUUUAUUCUGUCCUGCACAAGCUUCUUUUUGUCACUCAUUCUUGUUUUCCUUCCACUCUGUUUCCACUCCAGGCAAAAAUUAUUUCCAGCUGAGAAGGGUUGGAUGCGUGUCAUUCCACCGCAGUUGUAAAAGGCCCCACAGUUUUGCUUGCAAACAUCAGAACUCAUUUUGCCUGUGUGCACAUCCUGUAUUCUCACCUUGAGUGUACGUGAGGGAGGUCAUUCAGGGCUGGACCCUGGGGCUGUCUGUUCCAGUGCUCCCAUCCCUAGGCCAGUGACCAGGAGCAGGUGUCUGCGGAGACUAGGAAAUGGGCAGGGAGGGCAUGCUUGUGGUGGUCUCAGGUGCUUCUCAUGUGGGUGUUAUAAAAACACCAAUUUCCCUCUGAGGUAUAAAUGACAUUCAUAAUGAAAAGAUCAGAUAUUAACACAAUAGCGUUCAGUCUGUGGGAUGAACGGACCCCUUUGCAUUUUCUUCUCAAUCUGUUUUGAUGGGAAUGUUGAUUGCAGACAAGGUAAACUUGUUUGUGCUUUGUUCAUUAAUAACAAACCAUAAACUGGCCUGCCUCCCCUCCCCACAGGCAAGGCACUUGAAGAGAUGCCAGACAAUUAAACUACUUAAGGCAGUAAUUACAGUCAAAUAUACAACAAAAAUAAAAUCACUGCACAGGGUUUUUUUAUUUUUUUUUUAUGCUUGGUUUUGUUCUCUCUAUUUAUUAAACCACAACUCUUGCCUCGCGACUGAACAGGAAUCUCUCAGUCGGUGGUACCAAAGGACCGAAGUUCAGAGAAGCUGUGGUGCCCCAUCCCUGGAGGCACUCAAGGCCAGGUUGGAUGGGUCUAUGGGCUGCUGAGCUGCUGGAUGGCAACCCUGCCCACAGCACGGGGCAGAACUGGGUGGGCUUUGAGGUCCCUCCCAACCCAAACCAUUCUGUGAAGGUUCGUGAAGUGCACAACAAGCUUACCUGGGUUCAGCUUGGCAUUUAGCAACCUCAUUGAUGGUCUUACAACACAUUCUUCACAGCACUGAAAUUCUGCUUGUUUGAGGCAUUUGUUCAGUUUAUAGGGCUGGCACCUGCCUGACUCUUAGUAAGAGUGUGAUACCAAUGGUCUCCUGAAACUUUUCCUUUCUGACUUUCCUAAUUCCUCUUGUACAUGGCAGAGCGUUCCUCAGUCUGCUGUGAUGCUGAGGAAGGGAAGGUUGAAUGAGGCUGAAUCACUUAAUCCUGACUUAGCUUCAAAUAUUUACCUGUACCUGGUGCAUUUUAAAAUUCCAAAAUAAGCGUCCACAUGCCUGACUUGCUGUGAGCCUGUUUAAUGAGUUGGAGUCCUGCAGCACUGUGUGCACCAGUUCAACAUAUUUAAGUGAAAUUCUUAGUGACUUCAGUAUUCCAGAUAAAGUACACUUUAAAAAGAAAGAAACGGAGCUGUAAUGAGAUCCAGCUGGUGUACAUAAACCUUUCACAUUGCAUUACAUAAUUAAGUUGGGAAGUAAUGUAUGGGGGAAAGUUCUUGUUGCUUAUUCUUUUGUACUGAAGUUUUACAAGGCUGUAUAAAUACUGUAAGUAUUUAAUGGGGGAAAAGCAGGAUUAAAAGCAAACGGCAGAAGAUGGAUUGUACGACAACGUCAUAAAACAAGCGAGCAGUAUUACCCUUGUGGUAUUUGGUAUUAAAUAACUGAAACUUGGCAGUGUGCUGUGCAUUGACAUUGCUCUCAUAAGAUCGUUUUCUAAUUGAUCGCUUUGGUUAACAUGAUUGCUUUAAAGGUAAAUUGGUUUAUGCUGAACAAUACCAGAGCGCAAAUUCCCUCUGGUUUUGGCCAGCCUUUUUUAUUCAGUGAAAUCUACACCGCUGCGGCAUUCAAAGCAGGGUAUGAGCUCCUGGGCUCCUUACCAUAACUUAACAACCUGUUCUGCUUUUAACAAACUGUAAUUACAGAAACAUAAACUACAUCUUCAUUUAUUUCGACUGUAGAGCAUGGGAGAGGAAUGUGGGAAGGAAUUCUUUGUACCGCUGUGAAUUUAGUUGCCUACCUUGCAGUUGUUUCAUAAACAUCCUCGAAAGCUUCUGAAAAUACUGAAUGUGGAAUGUGCCAAAAAUGGUUAAAACUCCAGACUCUGUCCUCUGGCAGGCAAGCCCUGGCAAAUCUUAGCUUGAUGCUGCUGCCCUCGGCUGCCCUCCUUUGCAGAAGGCUUUUGCUCCCUUGCAGAGUCAGCAGAACGUACCUGGGCUUCAGCAGCUGCACCAAGCCCUGGUCAGCGGAUUUUAUGGGGCUGCCCUUGUCGCUGGGGAUGGGCACUGGGCUGCCCAGCUGGUGACGGGGCAUGCAUGAGGCACGGGCACGUGGUCAGCUCUGCAGGCACUGCCCCAGGGCAGUGACCCCAGGGAGAGGAGCGGUGAGAAGGAGCCGUCCCAAAUUGCACAGCUGUUUGCUGAGUGAUGGACAGUCGGCCCAAUAUGUCAAGACCUCUGAUCACUAGAUCCCCUGCAUCUCCAUUGAACAAUCAAGGCAUCCCCACUCCAGCACAACUCACAAAAUCCAACGCACCAGUUCACAUUGAUGUGGGUGGGCACAUGUAUACCAGCAGCUUGGCCACGCUUACAAAAUAUCCUGAUUCCAGAAUCGGCAGACUCUUUGAUGGCACGGAGCCCAUCGUCCUCGACAGCCUCAAGCAGCAUUAUUUCAUCGACAGAGAUGGGCAAAUGUUCAGAUAUAUCUUGAAUUUUUUAAGAACAUCGAAACUCCUCAUUCCUGAUGAUUUCAAGGACUACAGUUUGUUAUACGAAGAAGCAAAGUAUUUCCAGCUUCAGCCCAUGCUAGGAGAGAUGGAAAGGUGGAAACAAGACCGGGAGAGUGGCCGCUUCUCAAAAUCUUGUGAAUGCCUGGUGGUGCGUGUUGCCCCAGAUCUCGGUGAGAGGAUUACACUGAGUGGCGAUAAGUCAUUGAUAGAAGAAGUGUUUCCAGAGAUUGGUGAUGUGAUGUGUAAUUCUGUCAAUGCCGGCUGGAAUCAUGACUCAACGCAUGUCAUCAGAUUUCCUCUGAACGGAUACUGCCACCUCAACUCAGUUCAGGUCCUUGAGAGGUUACAGCAAAGAGGAUUUGAGAUUGUUGGCUCGUGUGGAGGUGGAGUGGACUCUUCCCAAUUCAGUGAAUACGUACUGAGACGAGAACUCAGAAGGACAUCUCGUGCACCCUCCGUCAUUCGAAUAAAGCAAGAGCCUCUGGACUAAAAUGGACAUGUUUCUUUAUGCAAAAAAAAAAAAAAAAAAAAAAAAAAGAGGAAAACAAAAAGAGAGGAAAAAAGGG
Molecule: messenger RNA, 9614 nt
Organism: Tympanuchus pallidicinctus (lesser prairie-chicken)
Lineage: Eukaryota; Metazoa; Chordata; Aves; Galliformes; Phasianidae
Gene: KCTD1
Product: potassium channel tetramerization domain containing 1
Exons: 5
Coding region: 8747-9538 (263 amino acids)
Biological process (GO): protein homooligomerization; negative regulation of DNA-templated transcription
Cellular component (GO): nucleus
Molecular function (GO): transcription corepressor activity; transcription factor binding
Source: RefSeq, a predicted model, not a curated record